AUCGGCGGCGUUCCCGUCGCCACCUCACGCACUUCGCCUUCCCUAAUCUCCUCCCACAGGACGCAGGCGACACGCGCUGCUGCUCCCACCAGUCCACUCUCCCUCGCCUAGGGUUUUCACCCAUUGCUCCAGCCAAGAUGGACAAGAAGAUGUCCAGAAAGAGAAGGCUGGUACUUAUAAGAGCCGCUGCAUCCUUGGCUUCAUCUAUGGUCACGAUGUAUGUCCGGUCUAGACAACGGAAAAAGGGGAAAAAGAAGAAAGAGGGUAUUGCCUAUGGCCCAAUCGUUGACAGGGACGAGAAAAGGAUUGACUUUCUAAAUAAUCAGAUUUACAAGGAUGAUAUGACUUGCCAGAGGACGCUAAGGCUUACGAGGGCUUCUUUCUUCAGCUUGUGCCAACAUUUGAGGGAACGCUCUUUGCUCCGUGACACCGUCCAUAUAUGUAUCGAGGAGCAAGUUGCCAUGUUCUUGAUCACAGUAGGACACAACCUUCGGAAUAGGGAUGUAGCUGCUAUUUUUAACAGGUCAGGUGAACCGGUUAGUCGCUACUUUGGACUAGUCCUCCAUGCCAUAGGCAAGCUAAAGGACGAGCUUAUUAGGCCACCAUCAUUGGAGACUCCAACUAAAAUUGCCGGUGACUCAAGAUGGGACCCAUACUUUAAGGAUUGUAUUGGAGCCAUAGGUGUCACACACAUUCAAGCUUCUGCUAGUAAGAACGCGGAGACUGCCUUCUGUGCUAAGAAGUCAUUUCCAAGCCAAAAUGUGCUGGCAGCCAUUGAUUUUGACCUUCGUUUCACAUAUGUACUGGCUGGCUGGGAGGAAUCUGCACAUGAUGAUGCUGUUUUAGUGGACGCAACAGAGCGUGAGAAUGGCUUACAUGUCCCUCAUGGGAAAUUCUACCUAGUGGAUGCUGUACAUGGAGCCAAACCUGGUUUUCUGCCACCUUUCCGCGGUGCGACAUAUCACUCGAAUGAGUGGGGGAAUAAUCAUUUGCAGUAUGCAAGGGAAUUGUUCAAUCGUAGGCACUCAGCUCUACAAGUGACCGCAGAACGUGCAUUCUCAUCACUCAAGCGGAGAUUUAAAGUUCUUGAUGAUGGAAUCCCAUUCUUCCCCUCUGCUACUCAAGUGGAUGUUGUGAUGGUUUGUGUCAUCCUCCACAACUGGGUUCUUUCCAAAGGCACUGAUUGCUUCAUCCUGCCAGAGAGUAAUUGCAAACCUACACCCCCUAGUUUGCAAAGCCAGCAAAUACAUGACCAUAGCCACAUGGUUGGGUUCAGACAAGCCCUUGCCGACAAAAUGUGGGAAGACCAUCAAAACUACCAGCGCAGUGAUGCUGACUUCUUGAACACCCCAAUUGACUAUCAUGAGAUGGCCACAAGCUUUGGUAAUGGUAUGGCUUCGGGUGUUUUUGCUAAGAAUUGGGGCGAUCUUCUUGCUGCGAAUGUGACCGAGAAUGAAUAUGCCAAUGGAGGAAAUGACACUUCUGCUGCAAGUGUUGAAGACUUUACACUGCCUUUUACUAUUCCCAGAGGGGGGAACAUUGGUGAAUCCUCCAGCAGUAGAGCACCAAAAAGGGCCAAGCUAGACAAUGAUGAUGAGUUGACACACUUGAUGACUAGCCUUGAUAACCUUACCAAAGCUAUAGAGAAGUCCAAAUAUGUAGAUGUUCCUGAAGACCUCUGGGGUAACUUGAUGGAUCUCCCUGGAUUUGAAGAAGCGCAUCUUACCCAUUAUUACGCUCAUUUAGUUGAGAAUCCUGCAAUUGCUUGGUCAUUCAACAAGCUUAGCAUGUCCAACAAAACGAUGUGGGUUGUUAGUUAUAUCAAGAACCUCCGUUCUGUGUAGAACCUGCUUUUUUAUAUUUGAGUUAUGUGGUAAGCUGUUUCUGUUGCCAGUAGAAACAAUCACAAUGUGGUACGGCUGUGCAAUGCCUAUCUGUGUUUUGUAACAACAGAGCAAUUAAACUGUGGCUGACCUUGUAAAUAAUUCAUGUGUGUGCCAUGCAUGCGAUCUUGGCCGGAUGCUUAAUGCUAAUAGUCCCGGAUGACGGA
This is a messenger RNA of Lolium rigidum, 2050 nucleotides long. RefSeq lists its product as uncharacterized. The record is from RefSeq and is a predicted model, not a curated record. The coding region runs from base 138 to 1844 and encodes 568 amino acids. The transcript has 4 exons. NCBI's taxonomy places the organism in Eukaryota, Viridiplantae, Streptophyta, Magnoliopsida, Poales, Poaceae.